GCAAGCUCUCCGCCUCGCUCGCCCCAGCGGCGUUUCCACCUUAAGGAAGGCCCCGCUUGCCCACUGCGCCCUGCCACGGGGCUUCCUUCGAAAGGGGGCUAGGAGUUGCGCUGCAGCCUGGUUUGCCCUUUGCCAAAAAUAAACGGAGAAAAAGACGAAUCGCGACUCGUGCGAGCCCAUUGCAGGGAGGCCGAGCUCGCCCCCCGCCCCGGAGCAAGCCGGCUGCUUCUCCCUCCUUUUGCAAGCUGGCCGGGUCUUCCUUAACAGGGCUGUUGUAAGGAUGUGACGCUGGCAGCCACAACGGCGGCAGCCACACCCCUGCCGGCUCCAUAUACCCUGCCAGGCUGGGCUGGAGCGAGAGAGGUCUCUGGCCGCCCUGCCUCCUCUGCUGCGCCCCCGGAGAAGCCGAGGUUCCGCGCGGGAGGCGUCCUUGCAGACCGCACCGGUCUCCGCGCGGGAGGCGUCCUUGCAGAUCGCACCGGUCUCCGCGGCUGGGUGCCGGUCUUCUCUCGCCGGGGCUCUUCCUCCCCUGCCGCCCCCAUGGCUCCGUCCGCCUCGGCUCCCGCCUUCGCGACCCCCUUCCCCAGACCCCGCUGCCUGGCCGCGGCCGCCGCCCCAGCCGGGAAAGCCAAGCUGACCCAUCCGGGCAAGGCGAUCCUCGCAGGUGGCCUUGCGGGCGGCAUCGAGAUCUGCAUUACCUUCCCCACCGAGUAUGUGAAAACGCAGCUCCAGCUGGACGAGAAAGCGAACCCGCCACGAUACAAGGGCAUAGCGGAUUGUGUGAAGGUGACGGUCAGAGACCAUGGCGUUCGAGGACUUUACCGAGGUCUCAGUUCGCUGGUAUAUGGAUCCAUACCGAAGGCGGCUGUAAGGUUUGGGAUGUUUGAAUUUCUCAGCAACCACAUGCGAGAUGCAGAAGGGAAACUGGACAGCAAACGGGGCCUUCUGGCCGGCUUGGGAGCUGGUGUCGCCGAAGCUGUGGUUGUGGUGUGCCCGAUGGAAACCAUCAAGGUGAAGUUUAUCCACGAUCAGUGCUCCCCGCAGCCAAAGUAUCGUGGUUUCAUCCAUGGAGUGCGGGAGAUUGUCCGGGAACAAGGCUUAAAGGGAACAUACCAGGGACUAACAGCCACUGUCCUCAAACAGGGAUCCAACCAGGCCAUCCGCUUUUUCGUCAUGACCGCUCUCAGGAAUUGGUAUAGAGGGGAGGAUCCAGACAAAGUCAUGAACCCCCUCAUCACCGGGGUAUUCGGAGCAAUUGCAGGUGCUGCCAGUGUCUUUGGCAACACCCCGCUGGACGUUGUGAAGACCAGGAUGCAGGGUCUGGAGGCACACAAGUACAAGAGCACCUGGGACUGUGCCUACCAGAUCAUGAAAUACGAAGGCCCUCUUGCGUUUUACAAAGGAACAAUCCCACGCCUGGGUCGGGUCUGCUUGGAUGUGGCCAUCGUCUUCAUCAUCUACGAUGAAGUCGUCAAGGUACUCAACAAAGUAUGGAAAACUGACUGAGCACACGCCGCGUGAAGCGAGGGCACCACCUCUCCGAUCGCCAGGCAACAGCUGGGAAGAAGUCACGACCAACCUCAGAAGACAUUUCGGGGGUAUUUCUCCCAGGAGUGGUGCCGGGAGACUGCACCUGCUCCUGUGUGCAAACGGGACACUAGCCAAGAACCCGAUUCGCCGUUUCCAUAUCGAGCUUGAUACACUUUAUUUAUCGGAACGGACUGUGGAGAAUUUUAAAUUAUUGUUUGUGGGAUAACGUGACCAGGGAAGAUGGGACGGAGUGUGGGGUGAGAAUAGAGGGGAAAUGGAACCGUGUGCUGGCUUCAGCUAGGCCAUCUCUGUCAACUUGAAGCAAGGAACUGAGAGGGGAACAUUUUACCUGGUGCCUGCCUCUUUCUUUCUUUCUUUCUUUCUUUCUUUCUUUCUUUCUUUCUUUCUUUCUUUCUUUCUUUCUUUCUUUCUUUUCUUAUUUGUUGUCUUAGGCCUUUCCCGUUAAGGUCCACGAUAAGAAACCGGACUUGGGACUUUUGCUAGGAGGAAAGUACUUGUAGGGAACUGAAGUGAUUCCACUUAAUUUGCCAGUUCAGGACACUGUUGCACACAAACAAAACCAGCCCAGAGAAGGUGGUUGGCAUGGGGAUGUGGGGUGGUUUCCAGUCCUCCUCACAUGCUCGCACACAUGCACGCCCUCUUUGAACCCUCUGGCACUGAUACGUUUCAGAUAGAACCACUUGCAGAGAGCACACUCAGAGAUGACAGAAAAUUGAAUGCAUUCCAAGAGCAAUCCUUCCAGUCACUUUUUUCCCUCCAAGAAACUAGUCCCUCUUAGCUUUGGUAGCUUGAGUCCGAUGCAGGUACCUGAAAUUUCUGGCCUAAACAGAGAUCCGAUUAUUGUGUUUUUGUUGGGUCAGCAAAAAGGAAUCUGCAGAGGACUCUAUCCUAGGCGUAGGAGCUGGGGAAGUCAUUAGGAUAAUUCACAUGAUUGAAAUCUGGGUCAGAAGAGCACUCAGACAAGAGUAGAUGAACCAAGCACGUUCCCCCUUCAGCAGUUGUGUGGACUCCCAAGAUCAAGAGAAGCGUGAUCAUGUGUGAAGUGGGAGCUGGGUAAAACAGGCACGCCCUCCCCAGAGACUCUCUCCAGCUUUUUACCAAGGGUAGAGGAAAAGUCGAGUGCAAAAAUGGGAUGUGCAAAAAAAUUGACCAAAUCGAUUCGAAUCUGAAUCAAAUUCAUCUUGAAACUGCUUGCACAGAAUGCGAAUAGUUCGGAUAUAUUCUAGUUCAGGCAAAUGCAACUCGAUUCAAAUGAAUCCCAUUCUGUGGAAGCAGUUUUGAGUCAAAUCGAUUUGACUUCAGAUUGAUUCGCUCAAAUCUUUUGCACAUCCCUAAACCCAGCUCCCACCUUGCUCAUGAUUACCCUCCCCAUCUCCUACCUUGAUCUUGGAGUUCGCACAACUGCCAGGCGGGAGCUCGCAUGACUCUCCUCCCCAGAUUAUGAUCUGUGAACUAGCCUAUUUUCUGAUGGCCUCUCUUAGCCACUUGACCCACAUCUGAUUCUUCUACAUUUUCCUAUGGCCAAUCCCAAAGAUUGGCCAAGCCUGAAAUUUUGUUCAUAUUUUAAUGAAGGUAAAGAACAGGGAAGGCUUCUCCUCUGGCCUCCUUUUAGAUAUCCUUUGCUUAUUGCUGAGAUCAGGGGAAUAUCUUGUCCCAGUUAACCCAUUCCAUUGUAAACAUAUUUACAUUUAGAGUUGGAAGGAGGGACGGCCGAAACUCAGUUCCUUGGUGCACCAGGCAGAAAAGGACUCCCCUCUUCAAUUCAUUUCUCCUUUCAGAUGGUCUUUCUUCUCCCCCUCAUUCAAUGCUCUUUCCCCCCCUUUGGUUCGAGGACUACGAUUCAUCCAACCUUGGCAGACACAACACUGGAUUUGAUAAUGUUUGUACUGUAUUGGAAAGGGACAGUCUCUGCCCAGGUACCAAAGCUCUUGAUGAUUCCAUUACAAACUUGUGCCAAACUUUGUAUGUCUAUUCCCCACCCCCACCCCCCACCCCAAUACAGUCUAUACUUGACGUUCUUUUUUUAAAAAAAAUGUAUAUCGACAUUUUCAGUGUGUAUCGACAGUGAACCAAAUGCAGCCCAUCACCGGAGGGAGGUCUGUGGGGGAUCACUGACUUGCCAAUCCAUUGCUUUAUAGCCGCAAAUUGAAUCAAAUGAUAUGCCUGGUUUUAGAAUGUGUUGGACUCGAGUCGAAUUUUGGGAAACGAUACUGAGUUUCGUGUAUCCGCCCUCCUGUGUUUGUGUACCUUGGCUAGAAGCAUAACUCUGACUGAUCAGUGUUCCCUAUGGCGGGGAAUCCCAGACGUUGUUGACUACAGCUCCUAGCAUCCCCAGCUUGCCGGCUGGGGAUUAUGGGAGUUGUAGUCAACAUCUGGGAGUCCUGGUACAGCCAGGGAACACUGUUACUGACUGCAGGAUUUCACAGAUAUGGGUGUCUCUGGCUGGGUCCCUGCUAUGUUUUUGUAGCCAUCCGUGGGCUGAAUGUAGGUUUACUGUCCUCGGAUCGAUACCUAUGCGGUGGCCUUAGUGGCUGGCAACCUGCUCGCCUUGGCUUCUUCCUUGCACUAGCCAUGUGAGUGAGGGCAGAUAUCUGGACUCUGUUGCUCAUGCCAGGGAUUUCUUGUACUCGCUGGAUUUUCGUUGAAUGUUGUAAGUUCAUGAUUGGAAUGGCAACUGGACACCAGAAUGGCUUUCCUGGAAUUCUGGCUUUGCUGUGAGGUCGCCAACAAUAAAAACCAGAGUUGCCUCGUU
Hemicordylus capensis (graceful crag lizard) is the source of this 4303-nucleotide messenger RNA. RefSeq names its product solute carrier family 25 member 1 (gene SLC25A1). Gene Ontology annotation, biological process: mitochondrial citrate transmembrane transport. The record is from RefSeq and is a predicted model, not a curated record. The transcript is spliced from 9 exons. Bases 541 to 1506 code for a protein of 321 amino acids. Lineage: Eukaryota; Metazoa; Chordata; Lepidosauria; Squamata; Cordylidae.